CGUAGUCAUGUGGUUUUGAAGGCGGGGCUUUUUGUUGUUGUCGUUUCUCGUCGAAACUCUUGAGCAAAAAAAAACAAACAAUGGCUAACAACUUUCAAAACGUGACUCUUUCUCUAACUUUACCCAUAUCAUGCCAGAUCUGCCUUGGAAAGGUCCGCCAGCCCGUCAUCUGUGCCAAUAACCACGUGUUCUGUUCUGGCUGCAUGGACAUCUGGCUGAAGAAGGCUAGUCAAUGUCCUUCAUGCCGAGUUCCCAUCACCUCGGAGAACCCGUGCAGAGAAAUUAUAGGGGGGACAAAUGAGAGCGAGUCCAACGAGAGCUAUUCUGUGAAGAAACACCUCCGAAAGACCAGGGGAGAGCUUUUGUUGAGGGAAUAUGAAGAUGAAGUGGAAGGUCUCCUCAAAGAGACUGAAGAGCUGAGGAACAAGAACCAGAUCCUGGAGUCCCAGCUGAAGACGGUACUAGAUCCCUGUACUGUAACAGCCAGCCGGAGAGAAGACCGGGGUCUAGACCCCGGUGUUGUGGAAGAGUGGAGCAACAAGCUGAGAGCGGCUACAGAUGACUACAGGCGGAUCAAACUGGAUGUGGAGAAACUAAAAGAGGCUAACAAGAUGCUGCGUCGUCAGACUAUUGACCUGGUCCAGGAGAACGUGAGGUUGAAAGCGGAGGUUGCCAGUAGAUCUCCUCAGAAGUUUGGCCGGUACACGGUAGCAGCUUUGGAAGCUAAGAUCCAUCAGUACGAAAGAGAUUUGGACCACCUGAAGAAAGCUCUGGAACGCAGCGACCAGUACAUAGAAGAACUGGAGGCUCGGGGUGGAGGGGUCGCGGAGAGGCUCCCGAGAAACCCGAGAGAGGCGUCCCAGGGCCACACCGAUGCCCGUCCAGAGAGCACCUCCUCUGGGGAAGGUGAAGCCGAGACCAGGGUCCACUAUCAGAGGAUCAGUGCCACAACGAGGAGUCUGAGUGACAUGGAGAAGGCCUCCGUCUGCUCCGGUCUGGAGGGAGAAUCCAAGACGUUGUCCGCUCACCACAACUACCUCCUGACGACCUCUAACGCCGUGCAGCUCGACGCCGUCGGCUCCGACACGUUCCGGGACCACCGGAGAGGUUUCGGCGUGACCCUCCUCGGACACAAAGACUCUAUAGAUACCGAUAGGAUUGACGCCAUCGUUCCCUCUGACCUCUUCCUGCUCUCCACUCCCUCCUCCGCCUUCCGCUCUCUCAGUCUGAAGAGUCCCAGUGUUGGUGAAGACAAGAAGCUUGGUUAUAAGGCUGUGACCCAUCUGAGGAGACUCCGUUUUGAGGACAGUGUAACACCCAGCAGUAGCAGCAGCGUCUCCACCGUAGCAACUAAACGGUCCAAUCACACUGCUCAGUUGUCCAACGGUGUGUCUUCCUGCAACGCAGCCGAGCCGGGACUCUCCACUACCGCCGAGCCGUUGUUCUGGGCUGCAGCCUGGCAGAGCCGCAAGGCUUCUGAUAUGACCUCCGUGACCUCUGUGACGUCACCCAAUCACAACGGAGAGGAGGAGGAGGAGGAGAGGAGGCAGCUCAACACGUCUUCGGGGUCGGGGCACGGCGAGAGAAACCAAACAGCGGGAGUCACCACGUCCCGCGAUCUGACAGACGACGAAGCCUUCAUGGACGAAGCCUUCAUGGACGAAGCCUUCAUGGACGAAGCCUUCAUGGACGUAGCCUAUCUGGAUAAGAUCUCUGAGCUGGACUCUAUGAUGCUGGAGGGGCCAGAGAGCUGCGGCUCGGCAGGGUCGCACCUGUCCCUGGCUUCCUCCCUGACUUCUGCCGACACACCGGACUUGACCCUUGACCUCAGACUGGAUGUGACCCUGGUACCUGAGGUGGAGGGCUGCUCUGAACUCUUCCUGGAUCCUGACUCUGAGCAGGACCGAGGUGGACAGACCGAGGCGGAGGAUUUCGACUUGGCGUGUCGGAUAAAGGGAACCUCUUCGUCUCCGGUCACAGUGUCAGAGACUCGGGCAGCUUCUCUAGCGCCCACAUCUACGACGACGACGUCUACGACGACGACGGCAACCAGGUCUGGAUCCUCCUCUGGGAGAGACGCUGGCAACGGGGACCACAGUCUUCUAGACCGUACGGGGCCCGCUAGAGAACAGGGACACCUCUCUGACCCGUCUCAGACCGAUGAACUGUCCUUCGACCUGCUGUUUGACCCCUUAACAGAGACCCGGACGGGACCAGGAGGGCCGUCGGCCUGGCAGGCCUCAGCCAACCACCACCACGACAUCUCGUCUGACUGCUGCUCGGCACAUAGACCUGGUGGAGACGCUCUCAUCGUGUCCGUCUGUAUCCCCUAA
Molecule: messenger RNA, 2333 nt
Organism: Oncorhynchus gorbuscha (pink salmon)
Lineage: Eukaryota; Metazoa; Chordata; Actinopteri; Salmoniformes; Salmonidae
Product: ORC ubiquitin ligase 1-like
Exons: 7
Coding region: 81-2333 (750 amino acids)
Biological process (GO): regulation of DNA replication; protein monoubiquitination
Molecular function (GO): ubiquitin-protein transferase activity
Source: RefSeq, a predicted model, not a curated record